AAAAAAGUUAAUAAAAAAUAUGGGAAGUUCUUCUAAUUUAUUUGUAUCAACUUUAUUCCUUAUUGUUACAAUUAUGGUUACACUCCAAACUGGGCCAGCCAGGGCUUUGACACUGAGCACCAAGUCAAGAUGGAUCGUGGACGAGAACGGGCGAAGAGUGAAGCUGGCCUGCGUGAAUUGGGCUUCGCAUCUUGAGUCUGCCGUGCCCGAAGGCCUCAGCAAGCAACCCAUUGAAGCCGUCGCAGGCCAAGUCUCGUCGUUGGGAUUCAAUUGCGUUCACCUCAAUUGGGCCACUGACUUGGCCACCGACGACUCUCUUGCCUCUCGAACAGUCCGAGACUCCUUCAAAAGUCUUGGUCUCACCCAAGCCAUUUCUGGUGUUGAGACAAAUAAUCCCUCCAUCAUUGAUCUUCCACUCAUCGAAGCUUUCAAGGCUGUGGUAUCUGCCCUGGGAAGCAAGAAUUUGAUGGUCAUCCUGGAUAAUCACGUAAGCAAACCUAGUUGGUGUUGCAGUGACUCCGAUGGCAAUGGUUUCUUUGGUGAUAAGUACUUCGACCCAGAUCUCUGGAUCGAGGGUCUUACUCGUAUGGCCUCAUUGUUCAAAGGAGUAGGCAAUGUCGUUGGGAUUAGCUUAAGAAAUGAGCUCCGUGGUCCCAAGCAGAAUGUAGAAGAUUGGUACAAGUACAUGCAAAGUGGAGCUGAGGCAGUCCACUCAGCAAACCCAGAUCUUCUUGUAAUUUUCUCUGGUUUGGGUUACGAUCAAGACUUGUCGUUCCUACGCGAUCGCGCAGUGGACCUCACAUUCUCUGGAAAGCUAGUUUUCGAAGUUCAUUGGUAUGCAUUCUCGGAUGGGAACGCAUGGGAAAAUGGUAAUGCAAACCAAGUGUGUGAGGCCGUGUUUCGUAAGAGGAUGAGAUCGUCAUGGUUCUUGUUGGACCAAGGGUUUCCUUUGUUUGUGAGUGAGUUUGGGGUAGACCAAAGGGGGAUCAAUGACAAUGACAAUAGGUACCUGAACUGCUUCUUGGCUGUGGCUUCUAAACUUGACUUCGAUUGGGGUUUGUGGACACUAGUUGGGAGUUACUAUAACAAACAAGGUGUGGUUGGGAUGCCUGAGUAUUAUGGAGUCUUGAACGAUGAUUGGAGCGGGCCUCGUAGUCCAAGUCUUGUACAGAAGAUCUCUGCCUUAAAUCAACCUUUUCAAGGGCCAAGUUUGUCGAAAGCUAGACGACACAGAAUAAUUUUCCAUCCAGCAACAGGUCUCUGUCUUGGCAGGAAAACUUCGGUUAAUCCACUAUCGUUGGGUCCCUGUUCUAAAUCGGAUGGUUGGUAUCAUUCCCCUUUGAAAAAUAUGAGGAGUAAUGGAAACUAUUGCUUACAAGCAAUUCAAGUAGGGAAACGAACACAGCUUAGCAUAAAUUGCAGUACUGAAUCUAAUUCAAAAUGGGAACCCUACUCGGAUGCCAAUUUGCAGCUUUCUUCUAAGACAAGCAAUGGUGACCGUGUUUGCCUAGAUGUCGACUCUGCAAAUCAUGUCAUAACAAACACAUGUAAAUGCGUAGGCAUAGAUGAUUCUUGUGACUCUUCAAGCCAAUGGUUCAUACUUGUGGAUCACAGCACCAAGAAGUUAGGAUUAUAAUCUUCUUUUAAGAUGAACCUCUCAUCAUAUAUCUCGACCAAGUUGCCAAUUGAGGAAUCCCAGUACUUUUCUUAAUAAUUAAUAGUAUAUUCUAUUUAAUAAAAGGAAUUAUAUAUGUA
Messenger RNA from Humulus lupulus (European hop), 1755 nucleotides. Its product is annotated as glycosyl hydrolase 5 family protein-like. NCBI's taxonomy places the organism in Eukaryota, Viridiplantae, Streptophyta, Magnoliopsida, Rosales, Cannabaceae. The transcript has 4 exons. The record is from RefSeq and is a predicted model, not a curated record. The coding region runs from base 20 to 1636 and encodes 538 amino acids. Gene Ontology annotation, molecular function: hydrolase activity, hydrolyzing O-glycosyl compounds.